UCAUCCUCCAAUUCAAUGAAACUCUCUUUUCAAAACUAGCCGUUAGUUAACCUUAUCUCACUCUUCUCUCUCUCUCUCUCUCUCUCUCUGUAUUCUGAAACACCAUGACAACCUCGUUGGACACAGCUUCUCCUUCUCCUCUUCACAUCAAACAGGAUGAUACAAACGUUGUUAAUUCUUCUUCUCCUCAGUUCACUCCAUCUUCUGAUAAACGCUUCUGGAGCACUCUCCGUUGUAGAAUUGACUCGCUUCUCGAUAAACGCGGUCAACCCAAAAUCUCAGAUAAUGAAAGAGGAAAGCAAUUGAAGGAAGAUUCGUUGUUACUCAUAAGAGGGUUUGAUUCAGUUUCUAAUACACUCUCUCUUUUGUCUAAUAAUUUGGAUAAUGCCUUACAAGGUGCAAGAGAAUUGGGGAAUCCACCCACAUUAACUGAUAUAUUCAAAAGCAAAAUUGAUCAGUCAGAAAACAAUGGAGAAGAGGAAGAGAAAGAGGAGUCAAAACAGGGAGUAAAGAGGAAAAUUGAUGAAUUCUAUGAAGAAAAUGUUACAGAGUCACAAACAGAAAAUGGGGGAAAAAUGCAUGAAAAGCAUAUCAAGAAAGCAAAAAAUAUUGCAGUUUCCAUGGCAAGCAAAGCAGCUACACUUGCAAGAGAAUUGAAGUCUCUUAAAUCAGAUUUAUGUUUUAUGCAAGAAAGAUGUGGUCUGCUUGAAGAAGAGAACCGAAGACUGCGUGACGGUUUCGCUAAAGGAGUCAGGCCUGAGGAAGAUGAUCUGGUGAGGCUUCAGCUGGAAGCACUUCUUGGUGAGAAGGCAAGACUAGCCAGUGAAAAUGCAAAUCUGAUGAGAGAAAACCAAUGCCUUCACCAGCUGGUGGAGUACCAUCAACAUACUUCACAAGACCUCUCUGAGUCAUAUGAGCAAGUCAUCCAAGGAAUGUGCUUGGACUUCUCAUCUCCGCCGCGCUCAAUAUCCGGAGAAGAGACCAGGGAUGAAGAUGGUGAUGAUGAUGAUGAUGACAAAUAGAGAAUUUUGAACACCAAAGAACCAUCUCUCUAGUAACCAUUUCUACAAGUUCUCUGAUGAACUUGUGAUGAUGGAGAAGAACCUACCAUCACCAUCUCUUGUAAACCAAUUUUUUUAGCACCAUCAUAACAUUCCCUCUGUAAUGAUGCUGCAAAUAUUCAUUGUAUUACCGCAGAAAAUAAUGAUCUUAUCUUCCUACUAAUGUGACAAUGGUUCUAAAUGUGAUAAUAAUAUUAGUAGUGUCCACUCCACCACUAUUAUAAUGUGACAA
Molecule: messenger RNA, 1293 nt
Organism: Medicago truncatula (barrel medic)
Lineage: Eukaryota; Viridiplantae; Streptophyta; Magnoliopsida; Fabales; Fabaceae
Exons: 5
Coding region: 105-1022 (305 amino acids)
Source: RefSeq, a predicted model, not a curated record